Molecule: messenger RNA, 10795 nt
Organism: Amoebophrya sp. A120
Lineage: Eukaryota; Dinophyceae; Syndiniales; Amoebophryaceae
Source: the annotation of a GenBank genome assembly
GCAACGACCAGGAAGAGGUGUUUUGCUUGCAGCCCCGGUAUAUCUUGUGCAAAAGCAUCGCACUCGUAGUAAUUGCAGUCAUGCAUUACAAAUUUUUUUCUCAUGGUCAUGGUAAAUCCGCAUGACAAAUUUUAUUUCUUAUGCUGGGGAAAUUUGUAAUGCAUUUUUACGAGUACUGCGAUACUUUUGCAAUGCAUACGGUACCCCUUCGCGUGCGGCAACGCAGCCCCACUGGGCCAGGCGAGUGGAAGCUUAGACGCGCACCCACACGAGGCGAAGUACAACGAUCGGCACUACUCGAUAUCGUACGAAAAAAGUGUUUCACUCGUAAAAGAGUUUUGCAAGCUUUGCAUCACAAGUUUCUUUCAGUUCUACAUCACAGAGAAAUGAAUUUGCCAUGCGAGAUUCCUAAGGGAAAACACAGCUAAAAUUACGAGACUAAUAAUGAUCAUUAGCACUAUUCUGGGCCUCAGGCCCCCCCUCGACCCCUAAUGCCCCCCCUGAGGCCCCCCCUCAGGCCCCCCCUUAGGCCAAAAAAGGCCACCCCUAAGGCCCCCCCCUUUUGCCCAAAGGGGGGGGUUAGGCCCCCCCGUAGGCCCCCCCCUUUUUUUCGCGUUCGCAGACGCCUGAGGCCAAAAAAGCCCCCCCUUUUGCCAAAGGGGGGGGGCUAGGCCCCCUUAGGCCCCCCCUUUUUUUCGCGUUCGCAGACGCCGAAUCCAGAACAUAAAGCCCGGCAGACUAUCGACGACCAUGUGACGCCGGCAGCGAUCGAACAACCCCGGGCGGCGCCGCGCGCUGUGAGUCUGGGUUGGCCCGCCGGUUCUCCUUCUGAUUGUGGCUGGGGCCGCUUUGGAAAAAAUAAAUUUGCGAUGUCUUUGGCUUUGGCUGAAUACUUCGUCCGUUGCUUCGGCUUUGUCCUUUGGUUUCAAUUAAUGGCGGGGCCGCUUUGAAAAAAACUACCACCCGCAAAUGCGGGCGGGGGCGCUUUGGAAAGUUUUGAAACAAUUGCGCAGGCGGGGCCGCCUCGAGGUAAUGCCUAAGCGCGGGCGGGGCCGCUUCGCCAAGGGGAGAUCUUCUUGCCCUUUCCCUUUCCCUUUUCCCCCCCCUCCGUUCCUUUGGCGCGUGGCCUGGGCUUCGCCGUUUUCUACGCGUCCGGCUUCUUCUUGGCCCCCGCCUUCAUGGCCUCUCCGUCCGGCCGGGAGCCCUUCCUGAAGCCUCCCCUGAGCCCCCCCCGGCAGACUGAGGUCCCCCCAGAGGCCCACCCCCUACGGCCCCCGCCGCCUAGGGCCUGCCCUGAAGUUUUAAAGCCCAGCCCCUGCGCCCAUGCCCCCUCUCAGGCGCCGGCCAGGCCUUUCAGAAUUGCAAGCCCCGCCGGCCUUUGCGGGUCAGGGCCUUGCCUUCGCCUUUUGUCCUUAUGCUUUUUUUGCCCGAUUGCGAUUGCCCGCGGCAAGCCAAGCAAUCCGAGCAGAAGCCUCAAAAGGCAAAGGGCCCACCGGGCCAGCCCGGACACUGUUCCUCCCAAGGCGCAGCAAGGCCACCCCGAAAAACCUAGGCAGCCAAGGUCUUUCCUCCGGCUUUCUGGUCGUUGUAAUGAACCCCGAAAGUGGCAAGGAACGAAGAGAAGCCGGCGAGGCCGAAGAACCCGGAGGGGCUUUCGGGCUUCCAGUCGGCCCCCGGAAACGGACGGCUUCUCUAGCUCAAAGGCCCGCCACCCCAUAGAGGCCCCACUCUGGCCCACCCUGUAUGGCAUGCCCUGUAGCCCUAUUGGACCGCGCCCAGUCGCAGGCGCCGGAAAGGUUCUCCUGAAUGCUUUGGCAUUUUUAGAACAUUGGCAAGCCGAAGUCCCCCCCUAUGAACACCCAAAAGACCCGCCCGGCAGUGCCUUUGCUCCCUAGGGCCAGCCUUCUGCCCUGAAGCUUUUUUUGCUCGAAUGCAAGUCCUUGCGCCGGCCAUUGCCCGAGCCCCGUCUGUCUCAGGCGCCGGCAGGGUCUUUCGAAAUGAAUUAAAAGCCGCGGCGGCCCGCGCGACGGAAUCACUUCGCGCGUUCGCCUUUUCUUUGCCCUGCCUUCGCACGUUCGCCCGAUUUUGGCGGCCCAUGGCAAAGCAAUUCGGGCAGAAGCGUGCAAAACGCCCGCACAGGCCGCCUGGACAUUGUUCCAUCCCCCCCUCCUCAAUCGCAGCCAUUCGCCGGCCCCCUUACUUUAGAAUAAAUCCUGGAGGGGGUCCCUCCGCCGUGGGGUUUUCUGAUCGUUGGGACAGGGGCCAAAGGGGCAAGGCCGAGCGACAAGGUCGGGCAAACCGAGGAGGCUUUCGGGCUUCAAGUUUCGGAGCGAAAGGGCCGCCCCGUCAUAAAAGCAGGCCAAUGAGGCACGGAGCAAGCCUUCGGGCCUAAGGCCCCCACAAAAGCCCCCCCUAUGCCCCCCUCGGGCCCCUCCAUUCCCAUUGGCCAGCCCGGCAGGGCACUGCCUCGCUCCCUGGGGCCUUCUGCCCUGAAGCUUACUUUGAAGCCUGCCCGGCCCAGGCGCCGGCAGGGUCUUUCGGAUAGUUAGAAUAAAUGAGAAGCCGCGCCGGCCUGCGCGACCAAACCGCACCAGGCUUUCGCCUUUUGCCCUUUGCCCCGCCCCCCGAUUUUGGUUGCCCGCGCCCAGUCGAUUCGAACAGAAGUCCGCAGAGGGCCCCCAGGGCCCGCCCGGGCAUUGUUCCCCCUCCCCCCGCCAAAGCCAUCCCGUUGGCCCCCGCCUCUAAAAACGAAACCCAACAAGCCCAAGGCCGCCCCACCCUAAGGCUUUCCAGGCGUUGCAAGGUGGGCCGCAAGUGGAAAACCCAGGCGAGCUCGAGCAGCCCGAUGGAGCUUGCGGGCCUCCGGCCCCCGGAACUGAAGGGCCUCAUUGCCUCGAAUAAUUAAAGGCCCCCCCCACAGGCCCGCCCCCCUUGGGGCCCCCCCUGCGUCCCACUCUGAAAGGCAUACCCUGCUGCCCUAUUGUUCAGAUCAAUGCCCCGGCGCAGGCAGGGGACAGGUUUACCGAAAAAAUAAACAAUAAACUUUUGCAAGCUUCGGCACACUCUAAAGCCGAACCCGCCCGGAGGCCCCUCCCCCUCGCUCGGCCCCCCCCCUGGGGUUUUCCUUGAGGCCCCCCUGAGGCCCGUUGUGAGGCCACCCGCCGCCACCCUUUCGGCCCCCCGGAGUAUCCAUGGCCAGGCGGCCCCGUACGGCCCUCGCCCCCUAGGGCCUGCCCCGCAACUUCCUACCUAGCCUAGCCCUUGCCUCGGUGCGUGCCCCCCCGUCUCAGGCGCCGAAGAGGUCGCGUCUUUCAAAAUUGAAAGUCGCGCCGGCCUGCGCGGGUCACAAACGUCGCGCCUUCUCCUUUUGCCCCAGCCAUUUUUGCCCGACGGACUUUGAUUGCUCGCGGCAAAUCAAUUCGACCCGAAGCCCCCAAAGGGCACACCGGGCCAGCCCGCGCGCCGUUUCCCCUCAACCGCGGCCACCCCGAAUGCCCCCGCCCGCGAAAGAUCUAGACAGAGGAGACGUUUCCUAUGGCUUUCCGAAGCCUGUUCGAAAUCCAAGAGGGGCGGGGGCGCUCCUUUCGCGCAGUUGCUGGGCGGGGGGGCGCCGCCAGAUAUUUCCUUUUUGUUUUAUUUUGUGUUGGCACAUGGCCAGCAUGCAGAUCAGCCAGCCACUUCGGCCCGCCCGCCUGUCGCUUUCUUUGUACUCGGCCGCCAUGCCUUCACCGUCCGGCCCUAUCGUACGCCAUCCCGCGGCUGCCACCUGCGAAGGAUUCCCGCAAAAUCGAGCGCAGCAACUGCCUUCCCCGCGCCCCGGAGGUGUGUAGGGUGGCGAAAUAGGGCCAGGCCGCCACAGCCAAUACGAACACAGAAGCCAGGCGAAUAUCUGUGCCGCAGCAUUCACUUGCCCCGCCGGCGGGCCCUGUUUCGUCAGCGCAUUUUUUCAGCGUGCUGCCCAUGCAUGAUCAGCGGAGCCGCGUCGCAAUGUUGUUAGUUUAUCCAGCACCGGACACGAAGCCGCGCCUUGCUUCAGCCUUCGGGCCGCCGCCUUUCUGCUUCGCUUCCGCUGUGCAGGUGUCUGGAGGCCUGUUGGCUUCUUCAGAGCUGGCAGGCAGCUGCUCUGGCUGUAUCCGUGGCGCCUUUUUGCUUUCUGUCUACAGCUGCUGCCCCUACAACUUUUAUCAGCGCUAUGCACUGAUCUCCUGGCCUUGUCGCGCUACUCUUCCUUAGCGCUACCCCUGCCCCGCCCUUCCCCCUUCCCAGGAAGCCCAGCCCAACAGUCCUACUGAUCAUUUUACUGAAUGCGACAAAAUCAAGCUCAAGAAAGGGCCGCCCUUCAGGGCGACCCGUCUUCUUGUAAAUUUAGUGUCUUGCAUGUGUAGCAAGACAAACACUGCGCAGAUACAUUUUCUGCAUUACAAGUUUACAGUGAAGCAGUUUUUUCUUGCGAUACUCGACGAGCGAAUGCUACUACCUCUGCUCCCAGACUCCCUUCUAUGCAAGAAAAAAACUGUGUUAGUGUACUAGGUCUUUUGGGAAAACAGCAUCACAAGUUUGUCUGCGAGGGAAAACUUGUGAUGCGCAGAUAGGAAGGGAAAACACGUAGGAAGCGAGCCGAUCAUGCAUGUCGAGCAUGACAGGUGUAACUGUUUUGCAUUUUCUGCAUCACAGAUUUACACUUACACAGUUUUUUUCUUGCAUACCUUCUGCGAGGAGUUCGAGCUGUACAUCGGCUGGGAAGCGUAUCGCGAGAAAAAACGGACUCAGUCUCAACUUGUAAUGCGCAACUUCCUUGAGACAGUUUUUUCUUUUUGUCAUGCUGACGAACACGUACACGCUCACGCUGCAAGAGAGUCACUUUUCAUAUUUAUAGGUCUUUGCCUUGUGUCUAACGUAAUAUCACAGGUUAUUUUCUGUGUCAUGCUGACCAAAUUUGUAUUGCUGAUCCUGAUUCUACUACAAGCGUUUGAGACGGCGACAGCUCUUUCUUGCGAUAAAGCGAAACGCGAAAGCUCGAGCAAGUUGCAGGGGUUUAACUAUUACCAGCACUGUAUCCUGUGUAAAAACGUCCCCACACCAGAGUCAAGAUGGAAAAUCUGCUAGUAGAGAAAUCAACCAGCGCUGGUUGUCUCGCAUGGCAAGUUUGUCCUCAUAAGUGUAAUGCUGUUUCUUUUGCUAGUUCAGAAGCGUCACAGAUCUUGCAGGGCAUACUCAUUCUAGCAUCACAAAUCCCAAAAUACGAACAGAGACCGCUUCUCAUAGGGCUCCGCAUGACAAACAUUUUUGGCAUGCAGAAUUGCAUGACAACUCUGGGGUGGGCGGGACGUUUUUACUCGGGAUACACUGCAAACUGUUCAGGGCCGGGUGCGCGUGUGAUAUCCUGUGCAAAAGUAUCUGAUACUCGUAUUGCAAUCAUGCAUUUACAAAUCUUUCUCUUAAGGUAAAUCAGCAUUACAAAUUUUAUCUCUCAUGCUGAGGAAAUUUGUAAUGCAUUGAUACGAGUAGGAGUGCGAUACUUUUGCAAUUCAUAUGUGACAACCCAUGUCAACUGGGGGACGGCCUAUGGGGAGAAAAAAGUUUGUCCCAGUCGCUAACGUGGAGGCUUUGCAUUUACAAAGUCUUUUAAGUAGCAUCACAACUUUUCCUUGUGUUGCAGAAACACGAAGGGAAAUCACGUAUGAAGUUUAGCUGUGGUGUGUUUUUACUCAUGACAGGCAUUUUUUGUAUUGCAAAAAUGCCCAUGAGUGAUCGUGACGAGCUUUUUUCUUUUGAUACGGCCAGUUUACGGUGCACUACCGCAUGAAGGACUGCUACUCAUCGAAGAGCGCCUAUGGGGGUGUCAGGAUCGAAAUCGACAAAAUCGAAAAAUUUGUGAUGCAUAAAAUGCGGGGCACGCGAGGCCUGUAUUGGGGAGCAGGCAAAUGAGACCGAUUGUGAGCCUGUUUAGGGGUGGUCGUAUGAAAUGUGUUGCCAGAGUAGCAUGACAGGAGCAGGUGGUCCCGAACAGCAUGACAGACUGGAUUUUGGUGGUUCCGAAAUUUGUCAUGCGCCACUUGGAAACUAAGGCUCCAACUGGCAUCGAUUUUGUGCAUCACAAGUUUUUCGAUUGUGUCGAUUUCGAUUCUGACACUUCCACAGCGCCGGGAGCAGCUUCGGUCUCGUGAAGGGCUUGCAACUGGUGUCUGGGACGCCCGCAACCAAGCGGCCCAGCGGGGACGACGAGACAGUGUUUACGCUGAAGAGGCAAUUCCCGGACCGGGUGUUACCGGAGGAGGAGACGCUGAUGGCAGACGCCGGUACAACCCUGGUGGAAGACGAGUUGCAACUACCCUUCGGAAAGGACGAGAAGCGGCCCGACGAGAUCGCGGCCUGGGCUGCGGGUCCAUCUGCUGAUUAUUCUUACUCCUUGUGGGCGGAACCAAACUACGAGCGGCGCGUGAACCCCAGCGCGAAAAUAUCAAAGUGAAAAACCCCUCCUCCCCAUGUUGAAGCGGGGAUUUCUGUUGCUGAAUUUGUGUACACAAAUCAGCUCUGUCUUGCAGUGAGGCACUGCAGGCAGAGCCGAGGCCUGCGUAGGAGUGUUUUGGUGUAGGUGCUUCGCAUACUGCAGAGGCUUGCCAUGUAGCCGCAACAGCAUUACAAACCGCCUGCAUCAAGAUCCGGCGGAUUCUUUGGCUUUGCCGUCUUGCAUGAGAGACAGGACUUGUGGCCACAAAUCAGCAUCGCAAAUCUAUUUUCGAAGCGUACCUUUUCAGUAUGGGGAGGCGGGGGAAUUUUUCCUCACAAUAGAAAACGGACACGUUGAACGAGCUCCCGAGCAACGCUGCUAUCAAAAGGAAAAAUACCCCCUCCCCAUAUCGAAAAGGAAAUUUGUGAUGCUGGAUUUGCGUACACAAAUCAGAUUUGUCUUGCAGUAGAGGAGUGCAGGCAUGUGCCAACCCUGGGCAGCGAGGUGUUGACAUAGGCGCCUGGCAUUACAAGUGUCCACGCCGUAGGCCCAACAGCAUCACAAAUCGCCUGCAUAAUGCGGCGGAGCCUGUGGAGUUGCCUACUGGCAAGACAGACCCGACUUGUGGUCACAAAUCAGCAUUGCAAAUUUUCUGUGGCUUCCUUUUUGUUAUGGGGAGGGGGGAUUUUUCCUUACGAUAGCUGCACUGUUAUCCUUUGUAAAAACGCGCCCACGACCCCAUAGUCAAGAUGUGAAAUCUGCUAGACAAAUCACCCAGCUUUGCUUGCUGCAGCUGCGCAUGAAAGGUUUGGCCUUGGUGUAGUGUAGUUCUGUUUAGCUAGUAGCUCCAGCAGCAUCACAGAUCUCGCCUAUAAUCAUGCGAGUUCGAGCGUCACAAAUUCCACAACGUGACGAAGAAUGAAACGCGUCUCAUGGGGCUCCGCAUGAGAAAGAUUUUUCCCAUGCAGAUUUGCAUGACAACUUUGGGGUGGGGACGUUUUUGCAUAGGAUGACUGUCCGCUUUGGUGCAUUCCGACACGGGACUACAGGACGAACAGCACCACUGCACGGACUACAGCCUCUUUCUGGGCCACGAGUGGCUCACCGCUACGCAGUAUGAACUGCAAAAGUACCGUACUCGUAUAAAUGCAUUACAAAUUUCCUCAGCAUGAGGAAUGAAAUUUGUAAUGCGGACGAGCCUUAAAAAAAAAUUUGUAAUGCAUGAUUGCAAUACGAGUGCGAUACUUUUGCACAGGAUACGCAGGGCAGGAAAGAGGCGGCGUUCGCCGCCCGCCACACCCUGAAGCGAGCGUACCUAUGAAAUGCAAAAAUGUCUGGGUCUGGGAGAUUGCAAGAUUUGUCAUGCUUGUCUGGCAUGACCAUCAAGCUUGUGAUGCGUGUCCAAGAAGAGACCCUUUUUCCUGUCGUGCAAAAACGCAGUUUGUCAUGCGAAAAUCGCAACACAAAGAAGCGCAGAUAUUUCUCAUGCUUGGCUGUGCAUUACAGAGCAUUCACUAUUCCCAGCGCAGCAUUACAAGUUUCCAGACCCAGACAUUUUUGCAUUUGAUAGCACCAGGUCCUGAGCAACUACAAGAUCAACCCCCACUAUCCGGGAAAAAAAGUGUGUAAGUCUAAGUGUAACCCUAACCUUCUUGGAGGAACAGCAUCACAAAUUUGCUCUGUAUGACAGAGAAAUAGACCUCUCAUGCGUAGCUAGUAUCAGUGAAAACACUUAAGUACUACGAGAAGAACCUCUGAUGCAUGUCCAGCAUGACAAGUGUACGCAUCUACUUGCAUCCCCUGCAACACAAAUUUUUAAUACACUUACGCCGUUUUUUUCUUGCAUACCCACCGGGCCGACUUUCUGCAGACCCCGGACGGGGUGCACCGGGAUUUCCUGAAUGAGGCGAUCAACUUCUGUUACUAUUCCGAAAGCUCAGCCAGCUACCCCUUUUGGGAGUGGAAAAGCUACGACGGCUUCCCGGUGCCCCUCACCAAACUGCGCGUUUGGAACACCAACCAGGCGGGGGAUCGAGACUUUCUGAAGCCGUUUUACCUAUUAACUGCAAAUAUGUCUAUGGGUCUGGAAACUUGUGAUGCUGGUUGGCGAAUCCUGACGACGCCAUAAGUGACGGCUCAGCAUGACAAGUUUCUGACUUGCUAGGUGUUGGGUAUAAUUCUGCAUGACAAACCGCCUUUCGGCAUGACAGAAAAGUGGGACUACUUUUGGGCAACGAGCAUGACAGACCUUGGAGUCAUGCUACCGGAGCAUGACAGACCUUCCAUUCUUCCAGAUGACCCAGACAUUUUUGCAAUCCAUAUUACCUCCUGAUUGACAACGGAAUCUUCUUGGGGAGUUUUGACCCAAGCAGCGCGCUAUCAAAUGUAAAAAUGUCUGGGUCUGGAAGGGUUGGAACUUGUGAUGCAAAGAACUCUGGGACACACAAAAAUUUGUGUUGCAUGAGCGCCAAAAGCUGUCCAUUUCUUGUCACGCAAGUAGGAAGUUUCUAAUGCGGGACAGGCAUCACGAGGCGUGCACAAAACCUGUGAUGCUUUUGCCCGCAUCAGACGCCAUUUGCCUGAUCCGAACUAUGCAUGACAAAUCUCGCAAUAUUCCAGACCCAGACAUUUUUACAUUUGAUGCGCGCAGAAGUUGACCACGGUGCAGCAGAGUGAGACGAACAACGAGGGGCUCGACGGGCUGUACACGAGCACGGGGAAGUACAUGGCGACCAUUGCCCUGUACAGGGAACUGAAAACCCUGCGGAUCCAGGCGCAGGCGGCCAGCGACAAGUUGAUUCUAUGCGGGUUGGAGCUCUUCGUGGCCGCCUCGGACGGGAGAAAGUUACGCAAGUUUCAGGACUUUACCGUGUCCGUCUUCCCCAAACGGGACGAGGCGAACACCUUGUAUCCUGUGCAAAAGUAUCGUACUCGUAGUUGUAAUUGCAUUUAUCUUUAUGCGUAUACAAAUCUCUUUCUCAAGGCAAAUCAGCAUUACAGAUCCAAUUUGUAAUGCUGGGCUAAUUUGUAAUGCAAUUUAUACUAGUUGUACGAUGCUAUUGCGUUGCAUACCUUGGGGGACCCGACAACGGAGCAUAGGUACCGGGCGGUAACCAAUAUCAAAUGCAAAAGUGUCUGGGUCUGGAAGAAUGCAACUUGUCAUGCUGAAUCUGAAGCAUGCAAAAACUUGCGUUGCGUGAUUACCAAAAGAUGUCCACUUUUGACCAGUUUGACGGGGAGUUUCUCAUGCAGGAUAGGCACGAUAGACACCUCACAGCGUUUGUCAUGCUAGGCGCUGCAUUCCAGGCCUCAUGGGUCAUGGAAAAACUGCAUUUCUUGCAUUCUUCCAGACCCAGACAUUUUUGCAAUCCAUAACCAACCCCCACGCCGUGAACGGCGUCGACGUGCCGGACUAUAACGGCUAUCAAAUGCAAAUGUGUCUGGGUCUGGAAGAGUGUAACUUAUCACGCUAUGUAUAUGUAUCUGGGUCGUGGAAAAAUUUGUGUUGCAUGAUUACCAAAAGAGGUCCACUUUUGAACAAGUUUAGAGGCGGUUUCUCAUGCAGGAAAGGCAUGGUAGAGAUCUCACAGAACCUGUUAUGCUAGGCAGUGCAUGCCAGACCGUGGGGGUCAUGGAAAACCUGCAUGACAAACCUAGCAAUCUUCCAGACCCAGACAUUUUUGCAUUUGAUAACGGCGCUACCGCCGCAACCACCGUCCACGGCGGAUUUCUGGCCUUCGGGUAUCAAAUGUAAAAAUGUCUGGGUCUGGGAAAAUGCAACUUGUGAUGCUGCAUUUGGAUUCCAGAAAAAUCUGUAUUGCAUGAGUACCAAAAGGAAUGCAAUUUUUGCUACGCGGAGAGGGCAUUUGUCAUGCGGAAUAGGCAUCAAGAAGCUCUCAAAAAAUCUGUGAUGCUAGGGCAUGCAUCACAGACAUCAGGGCUCGUGCAAAACGUGCAUGACAAGUGUCAGAACCUUCCAGACCCAGACAUUUUUACAGUUGAUAUCGGGACGGCCGUUGCCAAUCGCAACGUGGCGCAAGCAGGGGCUGAACUGUCGACGUGUAUCAAAUGCAAAUAUGUCUGGGUCUGGAAGAAUCCAACUUGUCAUGGAUUCUAAAAAAAUUAGUGUUGCAUGACCAGCAAGAAAGGUCCAGUUUGUGCUACGCGGAGAGGGCAUUUGUCAUGCGUAAUUAGCAUCAAGAAGCUCUCAAAAAAUCUGUGAUGCUAGCACCAGCAUCACAGACCUCACGGGUCAUGCAAAAUCUGCAUGACAAGCCCCGACUCUUCCAGACCCAGACGUUUUUGCAUUUGAUAACCUGCUCGUGGGUGCGAUCCAAGGCUGCG